This is a messenger RNA of Erigeron canadensis, 1386 nucleotides long. RefSeq lists its product as uncharacterized. The transcript is spliced from 6 exons. Gene Ontology annotation, cellular component: chloroplast. The record is from RefSeq and is a predicted model, not a curated record. Lineage: Eukaryota; Viridiplantae; Streptophyta; Magnoliopsida; Asterales; Asteraceae. The coding region runs from base 1 to 1386 and encodes 461 amino acids.
AUGGCUAUCACACAUGUUUUGUUACAAUCCAAUUUCAAUUCCAACAUCCAACAAUGGUUUCCAACAAAUUGGUCUUAUGAUAAUGGCCAUCUUUCAAGGAUCAAUUACUCUUGUCGUUACAAUGUCGUCGUUACUGCCUCCCUUCCUCGAACAAGGAUGAAAUGUGUCGCGAUGAAUCAUCAUAAGACGUUGGACGUAGAAAAUGAUAGCGCGUUAAGAAACAUUGAUACCGGAUGUGAUAUAAAUGAAGAUUUUUGGAGAUCAGUAGAGGAUUUUUUCAAGGCAUUACAAAAACCAGUAAUAACUGGGGUCAUGAUUUUAUUAAGUUUGAUAUUUUGUUUUGAUCAGCAACGUGACGCGUUGGCUGCUACUGGUGGACGAAUGGGUGGGAGGUCAUUUUCAUCUUCUAGUAGUUCUGGGAGUAGCUCGAGAUCCUCGUCUUCUUCUUCUUCUUCUUCUAGAAGUUAUAGCAGCCCGAGUUCCUCUUCGUCUAGCAGUACCAGGUCCAGCAGCCCAAAGUCGUCGGCUUCUGAAAGUUAUAAUGCCCCAAGUUCCUCUUCGUCUAGUAGUUAUAGCAGUACCAAGAGCAGCAGUCCAAAAUCAUCUUAUUCUGAUGAAAGUUAUAGCAGACCAAGAUCCUAUUCGUCUAGAAGUUAUAGCAGCCCAAAAUCGUCUAAUUCUGUCAAUUAUAACACUCAGGUCGGAACUGUACCAUCCGAGAAAGCAAAAAAACUUGAACGGAAGGAUGUUUUUUGGAUAGUCACGGUCGUUUCCAUUAUUUGUUUGAUUGUCUACUUGGGUACCCGUCCUGAUUCUGUUCAAGAUACUGCGAAAUCAAGUGUUAUCAAACUACAGGUUGGAUUGCUGGGUACGGCUAGAUCACUGCAAAAAGAUCUGGAUAAGAUUGCUGAAACAGCUGAUACCUCCAACCCAAAGGGCUUGAGCAAUAUAUUAAAAGAGACAACAGCCGCUCUACUACGGCAUUCUGGUUAUUGCAUCUCUAGUUAUUCUUCUGUGGAUGUGAAGAGGGGUGCAACGGAAAGUGAGAAAAGAUUUAAUCAACUUUCUAUUGAAGAGAGGAAUAAGUUUGACAAGGAAACUCUGGUCAAUGUCGACAACAUUAAAAAGCAAACUGUAUCAAGUUCGACAUCUAAUGAGGCCUGUAGCGAGUACAUUGUGGUGACGAUCAUCGUGGCAGCUAAAGGCAUACUGUACUUACCACCCAUCAAAAGUGAUGCAGAAUUGAAAAAAGCUUUACAAAAGCUAGCCUCUAUUUCUUCAAGCAAUAUUAUGGCAGCCGAGGUGUUAUGGACCCCACAAGAGGAAAAUGAUUGUCUUACAGAGAAAGAAAUGCUUGAAGAUUAUCCGCAGCUACGACCUUUGUAG